UAUAAAUCGCGGGCAAGAGUUACGGUGCAUGAUAAUAUGGGUGGGAGAGUGUGGCGGGGCUGGCCCGCACUAGAGGCCCAGCAGUCACCGUGGAGGGUCACCCACUACAACCUCUCCCUCUCUCUCUCUCUCUCGUACCACAGUAACAGUAGGUGAACUUACGGCAAAUAUUUAGCCAAAUUUCGUGGUGUGGCCGCUAUACUGCCUCUUGGGCGACCCUCCCAGCACGCUGUUGCUAACCUGGUGGGGCCUGGACUGGUUGAUCUGUGGUGUGUGUCAAGAGGUGCCACAGUAACUGUGGACGGUGAUCUACAAGGGAAGAUGACGGGUCGUGUUGGCCGUGUCCUGCUCCUGGACGGUGUGGACCCCCUGUGUGGGAAGGUCCUCAGGCAGGCGGGGAUAGACGUCACUACACACACCAAGCUCACAAAGGAACAACUUCUCAAGGAAAUUUCGGAACAUGAUGGAGUUAUCGUGAGGUCAGCAACCAAGGUGACAGCUGAGGUGAUGGCUGCCAGCAAGAGACUCUGCAUUAUUGGCAGGGCUGGUACUGGUGUGGAUAACAUCGAUGUAGAGGCUGCCACCCGUCGAGGUAUCAUCGUCAUGAACACUCCUGGGGGAAACACCUUGUCUGCGGCAGAACACACCUGCACCAUGCUCUGUUCUCUGGCCCGGUUCGUGCCACAGGCAUGUGCUGCUCUCAAGGCUGGCAGCUGGGAUCGCAAAACUUACAUGGGCUCUGAACUCCAUGGCAAAACCCUCGCCAUACUCGGCCUUGGCAGGAUAGGCAGAGAGGUAGCCAAGCGCAUGCAGGCUUUUGGGAUGAUUACCAUUGGUUACGAUCCCAUAAUCCCAGCGGAGGUGACCGAUGAAUGGGGAAUAGAGUCAAUGAGUUUAGAAAAUCUGUGGCCACGGGCGGAUUAUAUCACAAUCCAUACGCCACUCCUGCCCAGCACCAAGAACCUCAUAGGCGAAGAUACCCUGGCCAGGUGCAAGCCUGGGGUGCGCAUUGUUAACGUGGCCCGUGGAGGCAUUGUGGAUGAGGCAGCACUGUUAAAGGCUCUGGAGGCUGGCACUUGCGGUGGUGCAGCCCUUGAUGUCUUCCAAGAGGAGCCACCAACUGACCUCAGUCUUUGCAGACAUCCAAAGGUGGUGUGCACCCCUCACCUAGGAGCAAAUACUGUGGAGGCACAACAGCGGGUGGCAGUGGAGAUAGCUCAACAGAUCGUGGAUAUGGUAGAAGGAAAGCCUCUGGUGGGUGUGGUGAAUGCUCCAGCCCUCACCAAUGCCACCAGCAACACUUGCAAGCCCUGGAUUGAAUUGGCCGAGUCCCUGGGCCGCCUCGCCAACCAUCUCUUACAGCCCGCUGACACUCCAGCCCUCGAUAUCUCCAUUGACCUCUUCGGGAGUGGGGUAAGCAAAAUGGAGCCAUUCCUUGGAUCUGCGGUGCUAGUGGGAGUACUGAGGGAUGUGACAAAGAAUGACAUCAACUUGGUGAAUGCUGCCCUGCUGGCCCAAGAGUCGGCAGUCUCCGUGACCAUCCAUGCCCACCCUUGCAAGCCUGUGCCUAUCACCACCACCUCCCAAGAAGCCCUAAUGGUCAAGGUGACGCGAGGUACCAGCACACACGUCCUCCUCGGUAGUGCAGCUGGUGGGCAGUCGACCCUGUUGGCAUUAGAUGGGUGUGAGUGGGAGUCUGGAUUGACACUGGGCCACAACAUGCUUUUUUUCAGCACCAUCCCGAGUGUUACCCCUCUGGCCACCAUUGCCACUCGGUUAUUAGACGUGCAAGUAGUGGUCACCUUACUGAUGUCAUCAGCACCUACUACCAAGGAGGUGUGGCAUGUGGCCAGAACCAACACAGCAGUUGACCUUGCCCAAACUAUUCCUGAAGUGCACCUCAGAGCACAGGUCACCUUCUGAGCUGGCCUUGCCCAAAAUGCUAAUUGUAAUUAGGAACAUUAUAAAGAUUAUAAAAGUUAAAUUCCACACCAUUUAUGUAACAUUAUUUUGUGUAAUGCUCUCUUAAGUAAACUAAGUUUGUUUUA
Molecule: messenger RNA, 2048 nt
Organism: Procambarus clarkii (red swamp crayfish)
Lineage: Eukaryota; Metazoa; Arthropoda; Malacostraca; Decapoda; Cambaridae
Product: D-3-phosphoglycerate dehydrogenase
Biological process (GO): L-serine biosynthetic process
Molecular function (GO): phosphoglycerate dehydrogenase activity; NAD binding
Source: RefSeq, a predicted model, not a curated record